Molecule: messenger RNA, 3888 nt
Organism: Sardina pilchardus (European sardine)
Lineage: Eukaryota; Metazoa; Chordata; Actinopteri; Clupeiformes; Clupeidae
Gene: agbl5
Product: AGBL carboxypeptidase 5
Exons: 18
Coding region: 234-3251 (1005 amino acids)
Biological process (GO): proteolysis; protein deglutamylation
Molecular function (GO): metallocarboxypeptidase activity; zinc ion binding
Source: RefSeq, a predicted model, not a curated record
GUACAGUCUCUUUAGCUCAGUGGGCUUGUUUGUUUGGGUUUAAAGACCAGUGGUCGGGAGGAGGAGGAGGAGGAGGGAGACAGGAACGGAAAAGAGGCUGACAUUACCCAGAGCUUCAACCAGACCACAGAUGAUGGGUACGCGAGGACAAUGAUUGUUCCUACAUAGUGUCAAGAAAUAGAUGAUGUGAGUUCUGAACGGAAGCUGUUGGACUGUGGACUGUGAGCUCCGCCAUGGAGGCCCGGUUUGGCCCUGUGGUGUUCAGCUCUCGGUUUGAUUCUGGGAACCUGGCCAGAGUGGAGAGAGUGGACCGGGCCGGAUCAGAUGGGGAGCCCGCUGCCAACGGCAACAAUGGCCCUCUCUCCACUCCGGACUACGAGUUCAACAUCUGGACCAAGCCCGAUUGUGCGGACACAGAGUUUGAGAACGGCAACCGGUCAUGGUUCUACUUCAGUGUGCGGGGUGUCGCCCCAGGGAAGCUGCUGAAGAUUAAUGUGAUGAACAUGAACAAGCAGAGCAAGCUGUACUCUCAAGGCAUGACCCCGUUUGUGCGCACGCUGCCCGUGAGGAUGCGCUGGGAAAGGGUUCGGGAACGGCCCACGUUCGAGCUGUCAGAGAAUCAGUUCACCCUGUCCUUUGUCCAUCGCCUGUCGGAGGUGCGCGGCGCCACCACCUACUUUGCCUUCUGCUACCCCUUCUCUUACGCCGAGAGUCAGGACAUGCUGCAGCAGCUGGACCAGAGGCUGCUUAGCACCACCCAUUCUCUAGGACCAUGCAGUCCUGUUGACUCUGUGUAUUACCACCGUGAGCUGCUGUGCCACUCUCUGGACGGGCACCGCGUGGACCUGCUAACGGUGUCCUCCUGCCACGGCAUCCAGGAGGACAGAGAGCCCAGGCUGGACAAGCUUUUCCCUGACCACAGCACUCCCAGAGCACAUCGCUUCGUAGGGAAAAGGGUGUUUUUCCUGAGCAGUCGAGUGCACCCAGGAGAGACGCCGGCCAGCUUCGUCUUCAACGGUUUCCUGAAGUUUAUCCUCAAUCGGGACGACCCGCGGGCCCAAAUACUGCGCAGGAUGUUUGUGUUCAAACUCAUUCCCAUGCUCAACCCUGACGGUGUUGUCAGAGGUCACUACAGGACGGACUCCCGCGGGGUCAACCUGAACCGGCAGUACUUGAGCCCCAGUCCCGAGCUGCACCCCUCCAUCUACGGGGCAAAAGCCCUGCUGCUCUUCCACCACCAGCACAACCGCCUGGGCCCCCAGCCGCCCUGCUGGAAGCCCUCCGGCACCCAGGGCCCCCUCAGUGCCAAGAUCUCCAACCUGGCCAACACCCACCCAGGCCCCGGGCCCAUCCCCAUCCCCAUCCCCGGCCCCGGGUCCGGGCCAAACCAGCCCAGCGAGCUGGAACGGCUCAACCGGAGGAACGAGGCGGAGCGCAGCGGGGACGGGCUGGCCAUCACGGCGCCGGGUCUGCAGCAGCCCAUGCAGCUGGAGGCCGAGGGCGAGGGGGGCGGCGGCUGGGAGAAGGACGCCGUGGAGCGGGAGGAGGGGCCCUGCGACGAGAACGAGACGGCGGCCAACCCGGCGGCUCCGGUGGCGCAGGGCACGCCCCCCGUGGAGCAGAUCCCGCCCCAAGAGAGCGGCGUGGCCUAUUACGUAGACCUGCACGGCCACGCCUCCAAGCGAGGGUGUUUCAUGUAUGGGAACAGCCUGACUGAUGAAACUGAGCAGGUAGAGAAUCUGCUCUAUCCAAAGCUGAUAGCUGUGAACUCUGCCCACUUUGACUACCUGGGCUGUAACUUCUCCGAAAAGAAUAUGUACGCACGGGACAAGCGUGAUGGCCAGUCAAAAGAGGGCAGUGGAAGAGUGGCCAUUCAUAAAGCUAUUGGCCUUAUCCACAGUUACACUCUGGAGUGUAAUUACAAUACUGGCCGUUCGGUCAAUGCCAUUCCCCCUGCGUGUCAUGACAACGGUCGAGCAACACCCCCACCACCUCCCACCUUCCCACCCAAAUACACACCUGAUAUAUACGAGCAGGUGGGGCGCGCUGUCGCCGUGGCAGCCCUGGACAUGGCGGAGUGUAACCCGUGGCCCCGGCUCAUUCUGUCGGAGCACAGCUGCCUGCCAAACCUGCGUGCCUCUCUGCUCAAACAGGUGCGCAACAGCAAAGGAGUCAGCACCAGUGUCAGGAGGAACGGCUCCAAAACUGGCAGCCCCCCCAAAAACACUGGCCUGAGCACCUCUGCCUCAGAGAACUCCCUGAGCCGGACGCGUAGCAACAGCACCAGUGUUGGCGCGCCCCACGCUGGCCAGCAGGUGUCCCCGCAGCUCAAGAGCUCCCCCAGCUUCACCUUUGGCUGUGGGCCCUCAGGCCACGCCCCUGCCCCCUCCUCCUCCUCCACCCCACACAGGCCCGCCCACAGGGCCCUGGGACCCGUCAGAGAGUCUAAAGCUCAGGAGAAGAGGCGAUCCCACCACCACCGUCCUCUGUUACGGUCUCCUAACACCAGCCAGCCUGCCCUCUCCCGUCCCUCCCUCUCUAACUCCUCCUCGUCGUCCUCCUCCUCACCCUCCUCCUCCUCUUCCUCCACCUCCGGCCCCAACCCAAGCCCCUGCUCCAUCAGCAUGGCAGGCAACAGUUGCCCUGAUUUCCGCCCGUCGUCACAGGGCAAAGACUUUCCGACGCGGACUGGGCGGUGGGGCAGAGGGGCCAAGACGAACACGGGGUACCAUCAUCACGCAACGCCUCCGAAACGGGGCUCACUCACCAAACAGACCUCUUUGAGAGAGGGGCCCAUCAACUUCCUGUCUUCCAUCGAAUACACCAAGUGUGAGCUGCAGCCCAGGCCUAGCCGGAUCCCAGUGCGAAGGCUGGACUCACACGACACUCUGGCCCCACCGACACCAACAUCCCCACCCAAGACCACUGAGCACACAGGCCCCAGCCCUGAUAGCACCAGCGCCACUAUGAAGGUGUGGAGACUGAUCAAGCCUGGUAUCAAGAAACACCUGUCCUUCGCAGGAGUGACUGCGAAGGAGAGUCCGGCUCUGAGUCUGGCCUCCAAAGCUCUGCUUAGGAACUCUGCAGUUGCCCGCAGUUACCUUUACUCAGAUGGCAUCACAGCAGAGACACCAGUGUCCGAUUCCAGCGUGCAGUUGUGCUCUGGUCAGUCUUUGCAGGAGAUCACCCCUGAAGUGGUGUCAGACCCAGCAGCAGUAUGUGGGACAGUGCUUUUGCUGACUGAAGCCUAGGACCUCAACACCAGGCUACCACAAACCUGCAGAAAGCAAAGGCAUUGAGUCACUAUGACUAUAAGGACAUAAUAUGUUCACUGCUCACUUCUCCUCAUAUGCAGUUUCACACAGAUGGAAAGAUAUGAAACAUUUUGGGUCACAAACUUUCAAUUUGCAGCAGUGAUGACUGCUGCUUUAUCACUACACUGAAAUCAUGGAUAGAAGCCGACUUUGAGAUUUGCGCUAGACUUGCACAUAGUCACUGAUGCCCCACAAGCACUUUCAACAUACUGUAGCAAGACUGAAUUACUGCAACUUAUCAUUGCGCCUUUUAAUUAAUGUGUGACAUAUUUGUUGUGAAAUAAAAUGUAGCCUAUUCUUAAUUAUUGUUCACACAUUUGCAUGAUACUGUUGUCUCACUGGUGAUUUUGUUCUUUUUUUGUUUUUAAAUUACAAACCAUGUCUCUUUGUGCUUGUUAUUCUUUGGUUUCUAUAAUUCUGUCAGCAGAUCAGAAUGCUGUGUGGAUAUGCAGCAGUUGUGUGUAUGACAGCAACACUUAUUAUCAUUGAUGGUUCAGAGAUUCAUAAUUCCCAGUGUUUGGGAGGCUAUGCCUUCGAAUAUGCUCAGUUUCCUAUCAUACACUAAUAAAUAUUU